AUGGAUUUGUUGAAAAAACAUGAUGUUUCCUCCUAUCUUCUCUCCAAAUUCUAUCCCAAGGAGUUUCAAGACAUAUUCCUUGUAGUCAAAGCUUUCAACUCAAACCUAGCAAAGAUCGCACUAGGCUCGAGCAUUGAAAGCAACCAAUUUAUCAAAUUGAAAUUCGGAUUCUGGCAGGAACAACUUGAUCGUUGUGAGAGGGAUGUUUCUGGCCCAUAUGAUAGUGCGCUUCCAAAAAAUAUGGGCGAACCAGUUGUUACUUUAGCGAGAGAAUGUAUUAGAAAAGGAAUUAAAGUAAACUUUGACAACUUACGUCAAAUGAUUACCAGCUACCAGCAUUUUUGUACAGAUGAGGGAGUUCGAGGUUUCAAAGACACAUACUCAAUUUGCUCUUUUGGUGAAGGAAUAUUUUCACAGAUGAACUAUGCUCUUCGAGAUGCUCUAUUUUCUCCGAAUUUCUCUGGAACUUCAAGAUUUUCUUUGGAGCUAAUGGAUUGUGCUGGGAGAGAAAAGCUGGAGAACCUUCUGAAUGACAUUUACGCUCAUAUAGGACAAUCUACGGCCAUUGCGUCAUUUUUGCUUGGAUCUAGAUAUUAUGCUACUUCAAGAUCUCAAGUUUUACUACCUCUCGAGUCAAUUGCCAAACAAAAUACCACUCAGGAGGAGGUACUUAGAUAUUUACAGUCUGAAGACUCAAACCAAGAGAUAGACGAAAAAAUAAGGGAAAUUGUAUUUGAUGUUGCUACCGUUGCUAACGAUCAUUUGUUGAGUGCCCGCACAAAGUUCAACGAUCUCAAAGAUGAAAUAUAUAACUUAGUUGACAAAGAAGGGAGCCUGGAGCUAAAACUAGGAUGGGAGCAAUUAAACCAUGGAGUUCCCGAUGCCAUGUUCCUCCCGAUGAUGAAUGGGCUUCCUACUAUUUGCUUUCUUGAGAAACUUGAAAAAUACGAUUUUGAACUACGAAACCCUAACCUGAGUAUAAAAGACUGGAGGCUUGCUUGGAAAACAUACAGGUCUUAUAGCAAUAGGGUUAUAUAG
Ogataea parapolymorpha DL-1 is the source of this 1038-nucleotide messenger RNA. RefSeq lists its product as uncharacterized. The record is from RefSeq and is a predicted model, not a curated record. Bases 1 to 1038 code for a protein of 345 amino acids. The transcript has a single exon. Gene Ontology annotation, biological process: biosynthetic process. NCBI's taxonomy places the organism in Eukaryota, Fungi, Ascomycota, Pichiomycetes, Pichiales, Pichiaceae.